UACAGGCUGGAGAUAAGUGCACACAGAUUGGUGUCACCAUGCAGCUCCUGGGAGUAGUAGCCGCACUGUUCAUCAUCUCAAGUGCCACAGCACAGAACACAAACAGCACACUGCUGUCAACUGAAGUGCUUUACCAAAUAUUUGCCAAGUCGGUAGUAAUUGCUCUUCCAGGAUGUAAAGAUGCGGGGAAACCAGCAAGUUUAACUGUAACCAGCAAAACCAACAGUUCAAAUCCUAAAGUUAUUCCUUUAACGGUUCCACAGUGUCGCCUGAAACGUGACUUAAUUGUACUAAAUAACACAGCCUCUGGAAAUAUACCAACCAUCAAUGUGGGUUACCAGGUCAUAGGUUUGAACCCUAACACCGAAUACACGGCCUACUAUACCAUUGACUCUAGUAAAUACUCAGAACUGUCCUUCACUACAUUGAAAGGUUUUGGUGACCCUCCUGUGGUUUUUGCCCGUAGCGGCGGAAUGGUUGUUAUAACGGUCUUGUUAUCUAUUGCAAUGUUCCUGCUUCUUUUGCUACUCGUUGUCACUCUUAUACUAGGUGGGGGCAUCAGAAAGUAAAAGCAAAACGAGACUACAAAUUGUCUUAUAAUGUAAAUUGUAUUGUGUUUGGUAAUUUUUGUGUUUGCUUGUAUUAGCCACAUUACAUACAUAUUUUAUAUGCAUUUUAUCUGGCUGAUUUAUGGGGGGGUCAAGUUCUAUUACUAUGAAAACUACCCCCUAAACAUUGAUCUUUAGUGAUAUAUGUUAACGGAAAGUAUGUAGCUGGGUUAACACUUUCAUAUGUGUAUUUACCAGUCCCUUUCAGUUUAUCAUACUAAUGUUUUUGUAACCACCAGUCCUCAUGUUAUACCACAGAACAAGCUUUAAAGGUAUCAUCGCCGCCACAUAUUGUGUUGAGAAACACUAAAUGUGUUUGGAAGGCUCUCCCCUCCUUUUUAAUCAAUGUGUAUUAAGAUUUGCUGUUUAAUUUCAGUAUUGCAUAUGCUGUUGCAUUGUUUUAUUGUGUUUUUUCUACUUAUUCUAUAAUUGUGUUUACGUUAUUGUUUCCACAUGUAUUUGGUAAGAAAUUUGGCAUGUGUCAGACUUACUAUGCCAAAGGUACAAAAGGUUGGCUGGGAUGAUCUUCAUGUAAAGUUGAUCAAAGAGACCACCCGGUUAUUAUACGUACCCUUUUUACCUUUUUUCAGGUGGUGCUGAACUUGGUUGACCUUUAUACUCCUGUUCAGCAGUUUAAUUACUUUUACCCUCCAUCCAAAAUUGCAUCCAUGUUUAAUAAAUGGGUCUUGCUAUUACCUCUAGAGGAGUUUUUCAUUUUUGUGUCAUCUCACAACUAUUACCUUCCACACGAAUGAAAAUAAUUACCAAUAAAAUGCAGAUCCAUCUUUUUUUAGUUUUAUGGUUCUCUGGAUUUAUGUAAAUUUUCACCUCCCCAUCUUUAUUAAAUUCCCCACCCGGAUCCAUUCCUACUAGUAUUUGUAAGGUGUGGGUGAAGAGAAAGAAGAUUUCAGAACAUGAAAAUCAUUAAUAAUCAUCAUAAUAAAUUAAUCAUUAAUUUUCAGCUUCCUUAAUAGAAACAGCCCAUUACUCCUAAACAACAUCACCCGGAAUAUAUAAAUAUUCUAAAGAAAAAGCAUUAAAAAAACAAAACUUACACAAGCUAAGAGACAUUUCUAUUUUUAAUCCAUGUGAAGCUAUCCAUGUCUUACACGUGUUUUGUGAAUAAGGUUGUUUUUGUUAAUAGGAGCAAUAUCUUAAAUGCUUUUGUUAAAAUGAAAUUUUAGGCCACAGGAUAUUAUCAAUAAACCUCAUAUACACCCA
Messenger RNA from Spea bombifrons (plains spadefoot toad), 1829 nucleotides. It is a transcript of the gene UPK2, whose product is annotated as uroplakin 2. The record is from RefSeq and is a predicted model, not a curated record. The coding region runs from base 39 to 569 and encodes 176 amino acids. NCBI's taxonomy places the organism in Eukaryota, Metazoa, Chordata, Amphibia, Anura, Pelobatidae. The transcript is spliced from 5 exons.